Molecule: messenger RNA, 678 nt
Organism: Closterium sp. Naga37s-1
Lineage: Eukaryota; Viridiplantae; Streptophyta; Zygnematophyceae; Desmidiales; Closteriaceae
Source: the annotation of a GenBank genome assembly
AUGGUGAUCCAUACCCACUUUGUGAACAUCUCCCAGGCAGUGAAGCAGCGCUGGCAGGCCAUAGUCAUUACUCUCGACAAGGCACUCAACAGAACCACCUACAUGCCCUUACCCCACACCCACACCCCUCUGUCUGCCACUCCUUGUUCCCCUCCCUUGCAGCACAUCCCCCUGGUGAACAUCUCCCAGGCAGUGAAGCAACGCUGGCAGGCCAUCACCAUUCUAGUGGAUAAGGAGCUGAACAAGACCACCUACAUGCUGUUCAACGGCAAGGGAUACGAGGAACCAGCCACUGAGACGCCCAAAGUGGGCACUUCGGAGCUUUGGCACAUCAUCAACCCGACAUUCGAAACGCACCCCAUCCACCUGCACCUCAUACAGCACCGCCCCAUCUCCCGCCGUCCGUUCAACUCCACCGCGUAUCUCAACGGCUCGUGUUCUUUCGAGCCCUCCUCCCCUUUCAAACCCAGCUGCUUCACUGGCCCGGCUCGGCCCGUGCCGCAGCAUGAGAGGGGGUGGAAGGACAACACCGUUGCAUUCCCGGAUAGUGUUCUCACCAUCUUUGUGCCGUUCAAGGGGCAGGAUGGUAAGCCGUUCCCCUUCGACGCAACCAAGGGGCCGGGAUAUGUGUGGCACUGCCACUCAUUGGGACACGAGGACAACGACAUGAUCUCUUAG